UAAUAAAUUGUGAUAUCAGUAAUUUAUAUGCUCCAUACUCUUGUGGAUUAACUACAGCCUGGUUAACUCCUAAAACGCAGUAAUAUGGGACUUACAUCAGCUAGAGAUAACACAUAGAUACAUUUGUUGUAUGAUGUUUAUCGAAUUGUAGGGUCGAGCACGAUGUCAGUUGCGUGAGUUAACACUUACCGUAUGAUAUUGAAGAAAAAUACAUUUUUGGUUGCUUUGGGGAGGCGAUGGAGUGUGUAGCAUAUGGGUGUGGGUGAGGUGUGACAUAUACGACAUAAGCACCGCCAGAGACAGACCAUCCGAGAGACUGCGCUGGGCGUUUGCAAAGCUGUCCACCAGUACACUACGCAAUUGCGCAAUACGGGGAUGUUGUGCGAGCAGUGGCAAGAAAUAAAUAGUUAGAAACUUAGUGCAGCCACACGUGCAGGGGUGUGUCUGUUUGUAAUCACCCGUUCCUGGAGACAUUUGGUUCAGCACAUCGAGGAUACUUGGAUGUCCCUUCUUGCGACUCUCCAUAGUGAGCCGGCUGUAUCGUUACAUGGAGGCACGAGAAGGACAACGAAGAAUAACCGUGGAACUGUGUCGGAUGUUUGCUUGUUGGACAUCGUAGUUCCAGCAUGAUGCUAUAUGUAAUUUGUUUCAGAAGCUGGACGGUGGAUACAAUUGUCAAAAGUGCGGAUAUUUGAGCGGGACACACGCACAAUGCACAUUGCGGACAUGGCUGUCUCUGUGUUUGUAGUAGUGAUAAUCGCCGUCUCGUUUCUGUCCAACGUGGUGGUACUGAUCUGCUUUUUGUACAACCAGGAGAUUCGAAAGCAGGUGCCCGGGUUGUUUAUCCUCAACCUAACCGUCUGCAACCUGUUGCUUACCGUGUCCAAUAUGCCUCUAACUCUGGUCGGACUUAUCAACAAAGGAAACACUGGAGGCAGCGGGUUCUGUCAAACUGUGGGUUUCCUGGACACUUUUCUCACCACAAACGCAAUGCUCAGUAUGGGGGCUUUGAGCAUCGAUCGAUGGGUGGCAGUAGUUUUUCCGCUGAGCUACCACUCCAGAAUACGACACCGGGACGCAGUGAUAGGGCUUGGAUACACGUGGAUGCACUCGCUCUCGUUCUCCACGGUGGCCACUUGCUCUUCCUGGGUUGGGUACCAUCACCUAUACGCAUCAUGUACGCUCUGCAAUGCGAGAGCAAGCGGCUCCCGGACGCAGUUCAUCAUCUACACUGUGGUGUUACACUCUCUCACGUUUCUCUUGACCUUAAUCGUGUUGUGUGUAACGUACCUGAAAGUUCUGAAAGUUGCGCGGUUUCACUGUAAACGCAUCGACGUGAUCACUAUGCAGACCUUAUUGCUGCUUGUGGAUAUUCACCCGAGUGUGCGCCAGCGAUGCCUGGAUGAGCAGAGACAGCGGAGGCAGAGAGCCACCAAGAAGAUCAUCACAUUCAUUGGAACGUUUGUGGUGUGCUUCGCCCCUUACGUCAUCACGAGAAUCUUCGAGCUCUUCACGCUAGGACAGAUAAACCCUCACUGGGGUGUCUUGUCUAAGUGUUUGGCCUACAGCAAGGCAGCCUGCGACCCCUUUGUCUACUCACUGCUCCGGAACCAGUACAGGAAGACAUGCAGCGACCUGACCAACAAGAUCCUGAAGAGAAGUUCCUUUAACUCCUCCGCCCGCAUGGUGGAGAACGGAAGGGUCAACGACACCAACAACUUCAAACCCACCCAUUGACUAUGGCAAGAUGGAGACAUUGAGGUACUUACAUACAGUUGAAGUCAGAAGUUUACAUACACUUAGGUUGGAGUCAUUAAAACUCAUUUUUCAACCACUCCACACAUUUCUUGUUAACAAACUAUUGUUUUGGCAAGUAUGUUAGGAAAUCUACCUUGUGCAUGACACAAGUGAUUUUUCCAACAAUUGUUUACAGACAGAUUAUUUCAGUCAUUAUUCGCUGUAUCACAAUUCCAGUGGGUCAGAAGUUUACAUACACUAAGUUGACUGUGCCUUUAAACAGCUUGGAAAAUUCCAGAAAAUUAUGUCAUGGCUUUAGAAGCUGAUGAUUGGCUAAUUGACACCAUUUGAGUCAAUUGGAGGUGUACCUGUGGAUGUAUUUCAAGGACUACCUUAAACUCAGUGCCUCUUUGCUUGACAUGAUGGGAAAAUCAAAAGAAAUGAGCCAAGACCUCAGAAAAAAUAUUGUAGACGUCCACAAGGCUGGUUCAUUCUUGGGAGCAAUUUCCAAAUGCCUGAAGUUACCACAUUCAUCUGUACAAACAAUAGUACGCAAGUAUAAACACCAUGGGACCACGCAGCCAUCAUACCGCUCAGGAAGGAGACGUGCUCUGUCUCCUAGAGAUGAACGUACUUUGGUGUGAAAAGUGCAAAUCAAUCCCAGAACAACAGAAAAGGACCCUGUGAAAAUUCUGGAGUAAACAGGUACAAACAUAUCUAUAUCCACAGUAAAACGAGUCCUAUAUCGACAUAACCUAAAAGGCCGCUCAGCAAGGAAGAAGCCACUGCUCCAAAACCGCCAUAAAAAAGCCAGACUACAGUUUGCAACUGCACAUGGGGACAAAGAUCAUACUUUUUGGAGAAAUGUUCUCUGGUCUGAUGAAACAAAAAUAGAACUGUUUGGCUAUAAUGACAAUUAUUAUGUUUGGAGGGAAAGGGGAUGCUUGCAAGCUGAAGAACACCAUCCCAACCGUGAAGGAUGGGGGUGGCAGCAUCAUGCUGCAGGAGGGACUGCUGCACUUCACAAAAUAGAUGGCAUCAUGAGGAACGAAAAUUAGGUGAAUAUAUUGAGGCAACCUCUCAAGACAUCAGCCAGGAAGUUAAAUAUUGGUCGCAAAUGGGUCUUCCAAAUGGACAAUGACCCCAAGCAUACUUCCAAAGUUGUGGCAAAAUGGCUUAAGGACAACAAAGUCAAGGUAUUGGAGUGGCCAUCACAAAGCCUUGACCUCAGUCCUAUAGAAAAUUGUGUGGGCAGAACUGAAAAAGCGUGUGCGAGCAUGGAGGCCUACAAACCUGACUCAGUUACACCAGCUCUGUCAGGAGGAAUGGGCCAAAAUUCACCCAACUUAUUGUGGGAAGCUUGUGGAAGUCUACCUGAAACAUUUGACCUAAGUUAAACAAUUUAAAGGCAAUGCUACCAAAUACUAAUUGAGUGUAUGUAAACAUCUGACCCACUGGGAAUGUGAUGAAAGAAAUAAAAGCUGAAAUAAAUAAUUCCCUCUACUAUUAUUCUGACGUUUCACAUUCUUAAAAUAAAGUGGUGAUCCUAACUGACCUAAAACAGGGACUUUAGAAUUAAUCCUAGUAGGAUUAAAUGUCAGGAAUUGUGAAAAACUGAGUUUAAAUGUAUUUGGCUAAGGUGUAUGUAAACUUCCGACUUCAACUGUACCUAAGUAGUGAGCCAUGGUUGGAGAGUGGAGAGAGUUGAAAAAAACCUGAGAAGAGAUUGUUGCUUUGUAUCGAUUUCGUACUUUCGCAGUUUUGAGCAGGGUUAACUGUUGCUCUCUUGUCUCGUUGUGUGACAUGAGUGAGAAAACAUGACGCCCUUAAUUGGGAAGAUAUGACGGAGAGUCAUGUGGGUCACGAAUUACUGUUGCUAAGCCAGUGAGUCACUAAUUCAUUAAAGUAUGUCAAUUCGUUUAAAAUGGUU
This is a messenger RNA of Oncorhynchus keta (chum salmon), 3667 nucleotides long. Its product is annotated as G-protein coupled receptor 26-like. Gene Ontology annotation, cellular component: membrane. Gene Ontology annotation, biological process: adenylate cyclase-activating G protein-coupled receptor signaling pathway. The transcript is spliced from 3 exons. Gene Ontology annotation, molecular function: G protein-coupled receptor activity. Bases 712 to 1737 code for a protein of 341 amino acids. The record is from RefSeq and is a predicted model, not a curated record. NCBI's taxonomy places the organism in Eukaryota, Metazoa, Chordata, Actinopteri, Salmoniformes, Salmonidae.